AUGCUUGAACCGUGUUAUAAUACUCCUGGAAGAAUUCCAAGUCCACAAUAUACCCAACACGUUCCUCCAAUCUUAUUUCGUAAACGUACUGAAAAAAUUGAUUGGAAACGCUUAGCAUCGAUUGACAUAAAUCGUAUAACAAAAGAUAUAGAUAUUGAAAGCCUACAAGAAAUAUUAUCUUCUGUCACAUUCUGUGAUAUAACUAACGAAAUAGAUACGCGUUAUGUGGAUAGUAAUUUGAUAAAACUAUUUCAACUUGCUCAACUUUUAGUUGAAUAUUUAUUGUACUCUCAAGAUUAUUUGACAGCGACAAUAGAUUCACUUAAAGAAGAAAAUAAUGAACUUCACAAGGAUUGCGAUAAAUUAAAACGUCAACUUCAAGAGAAAACAAAUCGUCUUACAGCAACUCGUCGAGAAUGUCAUCGCCGACGUUUAUUACUUAUGGCUCAACAACAACUUAUGGAUUCUGGCCCACAAUCAUUACACAAAUGUAUCUACUGUCCUAAAGCUUUUGUAAAUGCAUCAUUUCUAGCUACACAUAUUCAUCGUCGACAUCCAGAAACAGAGAAUACAGAUAGGAAUACUCCAGUUUAUGCAACACAGCCAUGUUUAAUAACCAAUAACACACCUUAUCCACAAGUACAACAAUCACAAAAAAUAUAUCAACAGUCUGAUAAUCACUAUACAACGAAUAAUAUCAUGAGGGCAUCUUUAGAACAUGAUGUGAGAGAAUUGUUAAACCAAUUGAAAUUGAAUCCUCCAGAUCUACCAAAUGAACAUCAGCCACCAACUAGAUCGAUUGGUUUUGAUGGUGAACAAAAUAAAAACAAUGCAGAUUGGCAUACACAAUUAAUGGAAGAGCAUAGACGUGAUAUGGAAUUAAUGAGAAAAGGAUUUGAGAAAGAACUUCACAAUCUUCAAACUCAAUAUCAUCAAACACAAGAAGAAUUAAGUAAACUAAAAUCCAGACCAGCUAUUUCUAAUUUGGGCGAAUUAGAAAAUGAUACGUCUGGACCUGAAUUUCGACCAAAUCGAGCAAAAUCAGCUAAUACAACAUUAAGACAAUCGACUAAAAAUUAUAAUGUUGAACAAGGGGAAACAAGUUCUCGUCAUAGUUUACCCAUUGAUAAUGAUAAACAGUCAACUGCUUACGUCUCAAUUGUUUCUGGACCAACAACAAGAUUUUUAAGACCAACUUAUUCAUUGAAACCACAAUUUAGUGAUACAAUAAAUCGUGAUGAUAAAGAUGAAUCGGAAGCACAACAAGUUUCUCGAGCAAUGGGACGUGUAUUAACUGCUUCAGGGGGUACAAGUCCAACACCAAGUUUAAAUGCAAGUACAAAUAUGUUACGAUAUAGUCGUUUAUUAGAUCAAUUACGUGGUGAUCCAGAAACUUUAAGGAAACUACGUCAUGAAGUUGAACAAUUAUUAUUAGAACAAUUAAAUGAACAUGGAAUUAAAUCCGAUCAACGUCGUUUAUCUACAAAUCAACUUAAUCAAAAAUUAACUAUUUUACAUAAGGAAAGAGAAAAUCUAGCUAGAAAGCAUCAAAAUUUUAUGGAAAUACGAGACGCAUUAAGUCAACAUGUUGAUCGUUUAGCGCAUGCUGCACUCCGGGGUAGUACAGUCAGUAUUCCAGAAGCACGACUACGUGCAGAAAAUAUUCAUAAAAUGAAUUUAUCCUACAAACCUGGUUUACCUCCUCCAGCAUCACACAGUCCUGGUAGUUUACGUAGAGCUGGAACUCUUCCAUUAGCUUCACAAAGAGUUGAUAUCACAUCUAAUUUAGGAGUAUCUUUACCAAUAUUAUCUAUAAAUAAUGAAAUUAGAAGAAGUCAGUCUACCAUGACAGGAAUAAUAAAUUCACCAAGUAGAAGAGGAACAGGAUUCUCUGAAACAAAACCACGUUUACAAAGAUCAAGUCCUCAACUUCAAUUUGUUUCAGAAGAAAGUAAUUUUGGCAGUAGAUUAGCACCAACCAUGUCUAAACAGAAUCCUACAAAUGAAUCACAAUUACAAAUGACUUCUCAAAAAUAUUCCACCUGUCUACAUAACAAUAACAAUAGUAAUAACAAUUAUGAUAAUAACAGUGGUACUGUUCAACAAAAACAAAUCACAUCUAAUUCACCUGAGAUUCAUUUCAGUCAUGAUCAACGAGUUGUGACAUUUGGAACAAAACCAAAUACUACUAAUACUACUGGUAAUUUAUCAGUUGUACCAAGCAGUGAGGAUGAUGAAUGGGAUUCAGAAACGGAAGAUUUAAAUAUUGUUGCAGCUGAAAUUAAUAAAUCUCAACAAUUAACACUGGGAUCAUCAAAUAAACGAAAAAAUCCCCUAAAACCAAUAACAUCUUAUUAUAAGUCAAAUCACAGUAUUAAUAAUAGUUCUAUGCAACAGAAAAACAACAGCCCUCAGGGAGUAAAAUUCACUUCAUAUAAAAAUCCCAAUUUAAAAACUGAUGAUGAAGAUAUAUUCAGCGUAUCAUCAAUCAACGGUGGUUUAGCCGAAGAUAAUAGCUUAUCUUUAGCCCAAGAAUUAUCGCCGAGACAUUCAGUCAGAGUUAGUCGGUCUUUGGAUCCGAGUGUAGCAGCAGCACACGCAGAAAUGGCUGCAUUAGGUCCUAGGCCAACUACCAGAGUAGGUGGAGUGAGUAGGCAACCAACUACCGCAAAGCACACAUCAAUCGGAAGCCCAGAACUAAGCAACACCAUGGUAACUAGUCUCUGGGGUACUAAUUCUAAAGCCGCCAGUCCAAUUACUAAUGUGAUCUCUGUGGCCAGAUCUGAUGGUGCCUACGAUGAAUUCGAUUCAGAUGAUUGA
Messenger RNA from Schistosoma spindalis, 2820 nucleotides. Lineage: Eukaryota; Metazoa; Platyhelminthes; Trematoda; Strigeidida; Schistosomatidae. The record is from the annotation of a GenBank genome assembly.